GUGGUUGGACGAGGUAGAGAAGGAAGAGGGAGGGGCUGCCACAGCACCAAGCAUGGAGGAGACAGAUUUAUUUUCACUUUUGAGUGCAGGACCUCUCCUCUGGGGCUCACAGUGGUUCUGGGCUGGAACUUGGGUGGUGGCUAGAAGGGACGAGAGUGAGUCCAGAAGGUGGACGGUUGACAUGGAUACCCUCGCGCUAGAGGCCGCCAUUGGUAAAAAGCCAGGUAACGGGUCAGCGGCUGCACCUGUACUGGCCCCCCCACCGGUCAAACGCAAACCUGCUAAAAAAGCUAAAAAGGCUGUUGUUUUCUUUGAGGUGGAGAUACUUGAUGCCAAGACCAAGGACAAGCUCUGCUUCCUGGACAAGGUGGAACCAAAUGCCACCAUUGGGGAGAUCAAGUCUAUGUUCCACAAGAGCCAUCCUCAGUGGUACCCAGCCAGACAGUCCAUUCGCCUUGACCCCAAAGGGAAAUCGCUAAAAGAUGAGGAUGUUCUACAGCAGCUUCCUGUGGGAACCACAGCAACGUUUUACUUCCGAGACCUGGGGGCUCAAAUCAGCUGGGUCACGGUCUUCCUGACAGAGUACACAGGACCACUUGUUAUUUACCUGAUGUUCUACUUCAGGGUUCCCUUCAUCUACGCUCCCAAAUAUGAUUUUACCACCAGUAAACAUUGGGUAGUACAUCUGGCCUGCAUGUGUCACUCUUUCCACUUCGUUAAGAGGCUGCUGGAGACGCUGUUCGUCCACCGCUUCUCUCACGGCACCAUGCCACUGCGCAACAUCUUCAAGAAUUGUACGUACUACUGGGGCUUUGCAGCAUGGAUGGCCUAUUACAUCAAUCACCCGCUAUAUACACCACCAAUUUAUGGUGAGCAACAGAUCAGACUGUCCCUUAUCUUAUUCCUGUUCUGUCAAAUUGGCAACUUUUCCAUCCACAUCGCGCUCCGCAACCUCCGCCCGCCAGGCUCCAAGACCAGGAAGAUACCCUACCCAACAAAGAAUCCCUUUACCUGGAUUUUCCUGCUGGUCUCAUGUCCCAACUACACUUACGAGUUGGGGUCCUGGCUGGGCUUCACGGUGAUGACUCAGUGUCUGCCCGUGGCUUUCUUCACCUUGGUGGGUUUCAUUCAGAUGACGGUGUGGGCCAAAGGAAAGCAUCGCAGCUACCUGAAGGAAUUCCGAGAUUACCCCCCUCUCCGGUCACCCAUCCUUCCAUUUGUCCUCUAGACGACCACCUUCAUGGCUGCUCCUCCAUCCAAAUUGUCACAACCUGCCCCUCUCCACCCAAACCUUUAAAGCGUGUCAGCUCCCUUUGUUUCGGUCCCUAUUUAUUCUACACUGGAAUGCCACUGACUGAAAACAUGACUGCUCCCUUCCUUCCUAAACCAAUUUUUCUGCUGACUUUCUUUCAUCGCUAUGUUCCUAAAGUGUUUAAUGAAUCACUGGCUUUAUUAUUUAAUUUUUUUCUUUCUUUCACAUGCUAAACAAAUCAUGAAAUUCUGCCUGGUUAUUCGAACUAUUUUGCAUCUCCGGAUACGUUCUGACUUUCAAACAAACCCGUGUGCACUGAACGGCUGGCAUACGGUGUAGCGAUCAUGACAGGUCAGAUGUGUGUUUUAUCCAGAAAUGUACAAAUUGCUCUCCACAUCCAUUCAUCUGAAAAAGUAAUUUAUUAAUAAAAAGGAACCAAAUCUG
Molecule: messenger RNA, 1696 nt
Organism: Syngnathoides biaculeatus (alligator pipefish)
Lineage: Eukaryota; Metazoa; Chordata; Actinopteri; Syngnathiformes; Syngnathidae
Gene: tecrb
Product: trans-2,3-enoyl-CoA reductase b
Exons: 11
Coding region: 53-1228 (391 amino acids)
Biological process (GO): very long-chain fatty acid biosynthetic process
Molecular function (GO): oxidoreductase activity, acting on the CH-CH group of donors
Source: RefSeq, a predicted model, not a curated record